CCCCCAACAUAGGAAGUGAUAAGGAAAGGUUGCCUAGGAUUCUGUCUAACUUCCCUACUGCUGAGCUACAUCACCUCUACCCCAACAACAAACCAGGCUUGUAGGAAGAAGCCCUGGUGCUGAGCCAUUACAUGUGGGUCUCUUUGCAGUGCUUCUUGCUUCCUCUGUAACUAUCCCUAAUGAAAACAUAGCUCUUUUCUACUUCUGUGACACCACUUUCUCCAGACUCCUCCCUCUUCCACCUCCUUCUUCUGUCUCUUCAGCCAGCCUUCUGCCAAAGUCUUAAACUAACUUCCCUGGGCUCUCUUACCUCCCCUUUUCUCACUUUGAUGGCUAGUCUUGGUUGUCAACUGGACUGCAUCUGGAAACAACUAAAACACAAGCUGCCAGGCACUCCUGUGAGCAACUGUCUUGAUCAGAUCAUUUGAAGCAGGAAGACCCACCCUAAAUGUUGGCAGCACAUACUGGUGGAAACUUUUGCUUUUUGAUUGCUUGCCUUCACUCUUGUUGUUGGCAAAUGCAACUACGCUAUGACCAAGGCAUUCUUUCACCAGUAUUAGAACAAGGUUCUUGGAGCUUCCAACAUAGACUGAAGACCAGCAGCUCUCCAGGAACCCUCCAAGUCUUCAGAGCUAGGUUGGGCUGCUGAGACAUGCAACCUUACAGACUAAGCAAUGAACUACAGGAUUCCUAGGCUCUCUAGUGUGAGACUGCAAUUGCUGAACUACCUGGACCAUAUCCGUGACAGCAAAUGUGAAUAGAACCCACAUCCCAGCCAGCACAGCCUGAGAAAGACCUGACACUGACUCCACCAUCCACGGCCACAGACAGAAAAUGGCAGCAAACUCCCCAAGAACAGCUCUGGCUUUGCUCUUCUUUGCCCUCUCUUGGGUCCUGGGCACACCAGAAAUCUCUUGCAAAAAGGAGGACGGAGGAGCUGUGGACUGGUUUAUCUUUUAUAAGUUACCCAAAAGGCCUGGCAGUAAAGAUGCAGCAUCCGGGCUGGAGUACCUGUACCUGGACUCGACAAUGAGAAGCUGGAGGAAGAGCCAGUAUCUGGUGAACAGCAGCAAGAGUGUUUUGGGAAGGACCUUAGAGCAACUAUAUAAAGUGUAUACCUCCAAGAGCAAUGAAACAGCCUAUCUGAUGUACAAUGAUGGUGUCCCCAAGUCUACGAACUACAGCAGAAAGUACGGACACACCAAAGGUCUGCUAGUAUGGAACAGAAUCCAGGGGUUCUGGCUGAUUCAUUCUGUUCCUAGGUUUCCUCCAUUUCCAGAAGAUGGCUAUGAAUACCCAUCCUCGGGGAGACGAUAUGGACAAAGUGGCAUCUGCAUAACUUUCAAAUACAGCCAGUAUGAAGUCAUAGACUCUCAGCUCUUGAUCUCCCAACCAAACAUCUACAGCUGCUCCAUCCCAAACACCUUCCACCAGGAACUCAUCCACAUGCCCCAGCUGUGUGCCAAGUCCAGCUCCUUAAAGAUCCGUGGCCGGCACCUCACCGUGCUUCAGUCAGCCCAGGGACAGAACUUCUUCCAUUUUGUGAAAUCCAAUUCUUAUACUGAUGACAUCUUUACAGCCUGGAUGGCUCAACAGUUGAAGACAGAUUUGCUAGCAGAAACCUGGCAGCGAAAGGGACACGCGCUUCCUUCAAACUGUUCCCUUCCUUACCAUGUCUACAACAUCAAGGCCAUUAAGCUGUAUCACCGACCUUACUUCAGUUCUUACCAUGACCAUUCCAAAUGGUGUGUUUCCACCCAGGGCUCCAAAUAUCGCUGGACCUGUAUUGGAGACCUAAACCGGGACCCACGCCAAGCCUUCAGAAGUGGAGGAUUCAUCUGUACCCACAAUCAGGAAAUUUACUACGCAUUUCAUAGAUUAUUAGUCCAUUAUGAGCCAUGUGACUAAGCUUGAGGAAAAGACAUAUGCACUGUCCUUGAAAUACUGGAAAUGGAACUUCUUGCCUUGGAUCCAUUCUCCAGAUGUUAAAAACUUCUGGGUAUACACAACAUAGCAUCCAAUAAAACACUUUAAAAACUGUA
Peromyscus maniculatus bairdii (prairie deer mouse) is the source of this 2042-nucleotide messenger RNA. RefSeq names its product deoxyribonuclease 2 beta (gene Dnase2b). The record is from RefSeq and is a predicted model, not a curated record. Gene Ontology annotation, biological process: apoptotic DNA fragmentation. NCBI's taxonomy places the organism in Eukaryota, Metazoa, Chordata, Mammalia, Rodentia, Cricetidae. Gene Ontology annotation, molecular function: deoxyribonuclease II activity.